Molecule: messenger RNA, 897 nt
Organism: Toxotes jaculatrix (banded archerfish)
Lineage: Eukaryota; Metazoa; Chordata; Actinopteri; Toxotidae
Gene: psmb11a
Product: proteasome 20S subunit beta 11a
Exons: 2
Coding region: 1-897 (298 amino acids)
Cellular component (GO): proteasome core complex
Source: RefSeq, a predicted model, not a curated record
AUGGCCUUAGAAGAUAUUUGCAGUUUCAAGGACACUCCUGCGUGUCACAAGUGGUUUUCUGCUUCAUCUUUGGAAGUGACAGUCCGCAGGCCGUUCCCUCUGUCUCAUGGAACAACGACCCUUGGUUUCAUCUUCCAAGGUGGAGUCAUUGCAGCUGCAGACACACGUGCCAGUGCUGGGGGACUUGUUGCCUGCCCGGCCGUUCAUAAAGUUACCCCUAUUCACUCCCACUUGGUGGUCACCUCCUCUGGUAGCGGUGCAGACUGCAUGCUAUGGGAGCGAAUUCUAGCGAGAGAGAUCAGACUCUACCAGCUACGGCACAGACGGUGCCUGUCAAUACGUGGCACGGCUAAACUCCUAUCAUUUAUGCUGCACCCAUUUAAAGGGACCGACGUGUGUGUGGCUCUCACACUGUGCGGCUGGGACAAGGAAGCAGGAAACACUGACUGUGCAAAAAGGCCACAAGACUCAUCCUUUCUGACUGGUGAUAGCUCCUCACCUAUCAUUAGUAGCCAAGAUGCUACUUCAAAGCCAUGCUCUGCAUCCUCUAACAGCGGCCCACAAUUGAUAUAUGUGUGCAGUGAUGGAGCCCGACUGCAGGGAGAUAUCAUCUCUGUGGGCUCAGGUUCUCCUUACGCUUAUUCAGUCCUGGAUGGUGGACUGAGGUGGAGCCUGAGCAAAGAAGAAGCCAUCUCCUUGGCAAGAGAAGCCGUAUUCAGAGCCACUCACAGGGACGCCUACUCAGGAAACAGUGUGGACCUCUUCCACAUCACUGCCCAGGGAUGGAAACAAAGAGAGAGGGAGGACCUGAGAGAGGAAUAUUAUAGAGACAUGGAGAGGAGGGCAAAGAUAAUGGAGGAAAGAAAAAGAGUGACAGAACUGAAAGUUCCUACGUGA